Molecule: messenger RNA, 1570 nt
Organism: Leucogyrophana mollusca
Lineage: Eukaryota; Fungi; Basidiomycota; Agaricomycetes; Boletales
Source: the annotation of a GenBank genome assembly
GUCAGCGCAACUGGCCUCUGUGAGCAUCCCACUGGUUGCUCAUGGGGGGCAGGGGAGCAGCGGCUCCUCGAAACCGACGGUGAGGGGCAAAGCGCCGAGCUUCCCCCCCUCGACGUCAAAACCACCCUUGCUCAACAAGGGUAAGACUUCUGAUCCGCCCUUACUGGGCCAGGCGAUGUUCACAUCAUACGCUAAACCUCUGACAAUGUCCGUGUCAUCAACCAAACCCCCGGCAAUGUCUUGGUUGCCCACCACCGCAAGCAAGCCCGCUGCAGCCCCGACCUCUGAAAAGGGGAAGGGACCCACAGCCCCGAUCCCCAUAAAGGGGAAAGGGAAGGACAUCUGGAGGGACUCAUCCCCACCAGAGAAGCCGUCCAAGCGGGCCCGUAAACAGUUGAACCAAGAGGUCAACUCAGCGCUCUUCGGAUACGUCACCGACAAAUCCAACUCUGAGGAGGAGUGCGACAUGAGGUGCGCGAUACAAGUAUCACGGGAGGAGACGACCCAAGCGGUCUACGAAGACAACGGGGCGAGCAGCUCUGUUCCCAACCUGCCACGCAAGACCGUGGCAAGAAAAGGCAAGGGUAAGGCAGUCGAGACUGCCCCCCAGGCCGCUGAAGCGCAGGAGGACGCCCCCAAAGUCCUGCCCGACAAGUCCAUAUUCUAUGGACAAGGCGUGCGACCCCCAGGGUGGCUAGAGGGGGAGCAGGGGAACCAGUUCUUCUGCUUCGAAGGCGAAAACGACAGGACCUUAGUGGUCCUGAUUGGCAGUAUGGAAUACUGCUUCUCCGGCGCUGCUAGACUGCAUGCCGUGGUCCUGGAGGAGUGGAGGACUCCCACUUGGUACGCCAAGUGGAGAGAAGACCACCCUCCUGCGGCACCCUCGGGUGCCGCCAACCGUUCUAAUGUGCCUGCCCGAGGCAUUCACCCUAAGCCAGUGAAGAAAGAGGGCGAGUUGCCUCAACCCAGGCUCACUUCCACUCCGCAGGAGUGGAAGGACUGGAUCGAGUUCUACUCGAAAGAAUUCCACGGCGUUCCACUCGAGGGUGGAACUGUUAGUCUGCAUGACGUGAGGGGUCACCUCCUCACGUCGCGCCUCAACCCCACCUUCAACAAGGGGACCAGCAAACGGAGGCGUACCAUAUUCUGGUACUGCCUCUGUCUGUUGGCCCUGGUACCAGGGUUGUACCGCGAGUAUCUGGCCAUGUACACAUGGCCCAUUGCCCCAACGUUCGAACCCGUGCAGUUCGAAGGACAUGUCGACAACCUGACGGAGGACGACGUUGCCUGGCACCUAGCAUGUCUGGACACCUGCCAUGGGUUCCUGACAGAUGACGAACACGCCGUCCUCAGCGAACGCCUGGCAAUCGCAGCGUCCCCGGACGCGUGUACCGCCCUCUCACUCGAGGGACAUGCCGAGCUCGAGACAAUCGCGCGCAAGCAGGGGACCGAGCUCCCUGAUGCUGCUCCCACCUCAAUGGAGUGGGGCGUUUGGUGAGAGGAGCGCAGGCGACAAGGCGUUUGAGACGGCAGACUGCAGGAUCAGAGGGGUUUCGGGGAUGCGGGACGG